This is a messenger RNA of Ceratina calcarata, 2664 nucleotides long. It is a transcript of the gene Gdh, whose product is annotated as glutamate dehydrogenase, mitochondrial. Gene Ontology annotation, molecular function: L-glutamate dehydrogenase (NAD+) activity. Gene Ontology annotation, cellular component: mitochondrion. The transcript is spliced from 8 exons. Lineage: Eukaryota; Metazoa; Arthropoda; Insecta; Hymenoptera; Apidae. The record is from RefSeq and is a predicted model, not a curated record. Bases 317 to 1978 code for a protein of 553 amino acids. Gene Ontology annotation, biological process: L-glutamate catabolic process.
AGGGAGUAAGGCGGUAUAGGAAGGAGUAGGUAAUUCCAGCUGUGGUGCCCGUCCGCCGUCUGCCCGUAGUAGUGGUUGCCGUCUGUCGUUGUUGGUGUUGGCCGUUAUUGGCAGUUGCGAAUGUGCUGAAGAUCGGUAAAGGCGUCCAAGUUGUUUCGAUCGGGCGUUAGCAGCAGUAGCAGGCAGUCGGUAGCAGCUCAACAGCUUUGCGUCUUCGUCGGAAGUAAAGCAGAAGGCAGAAGUGUGCAAAUACGUAGAGCAUCGUGUGUGUGAGAUACCUUCUCAUAAUUGGCAAAAAACGGUCAGUGUUUCGAAAAUGUUUCACGUGAGGAGUCUGACAAAAUCGUCGAUCGCUUUAAAACAAGCACCACCCGGUGGUAACGAUAUAAUUCAUAAUGCCUUGCGUAUUGUGUCGACGUUUCAAACGCGCGGUUACGCCGAUCAUCAGAUACCGGACCGACUGAAAAAUAUGCCCGACGACCCAAAGCCAAAAUUCUUCGACAUGGUCGAGUAUUUCUUUCACCGAGCUUGUCAGAUAGUCGAGGACAAGUUGGUCGAAGAUAUCGGGAAACGCUCCAGGAUGAGCGUGGAAGAAAAGAAGAAGAAAGUGAAAGGUAUCCUGAAGUUGAUGGAGCCGUGCGACCAUAUCCUUGAGACCACCUUCCCCCUUAGACGAGAUUCGGGCGACUACGAAAUGAUAACUGGCUAUCGCGCUCAACAUUCGACUCAUAGAAUACCGUGCAAAGGAGGUAUACGUUAUUCGAUGGACGUUUCGAGGGACGAGGUGAAGGCUUUAUCGGCGCUGAUGACUUUCAAGUGUGCCUGUGUAGACGUCCCCUUCGGCGGGGCUAAAGCUGGUGUUAAGAUCAAUCCGAAGGAGUAUUCGGAAAACGAGCUUGAAAAAAUUACCAGGCGGUUCACGCUGGAAUUGGCUAAGAAGGGAUUUAUCGGGCCGGGUCUCGAUGUACCGGCUCCUGACAUGGGAACCGGGGAACGUGAAAUGUCCUGGAUUGCCGACACGUACGCCAAGACCAUAGGCCAUUUGGACAUCAACGCUCACGCCUGCGUCACCGGCAAGCCUAUCAAUCAAGGUGGAAUUCACGGACGUAUUUCGGCGACUGGUCGUGGUUUGUUUCACGGACUGGAAAAUUUUAUCAACGAAGCCAAUUACAUGCAGAUGAUCGGCACCACGCCCGGCUGGAAAGGGAAGACGUUCAUCCUACAAGGUUUCGGUAACGUCGGCCUGCAUUCGAUGCGUUACCUCCAUCGCGCCGGCGCUCGUUGCAUAGGAUUAAUAGAACACGAUGGCUCAAUCUUCAAUCCCGAAGGGAUCGAUCCAAAAAAACUAGAGGAUUACCGCAUAGAGAAUGGAACUGUCGUGGGUUUCCCUGGUGCUAAACCGUUCGAAGGUGAACUUAUGUACGAACCUUGCGAUAUAUUUAUACCCGCCGCCGUAGAGCAAGUUAUCACUAAGGAAAAUGCCUCUAAGAUCAAGGCAAAAAUCAUAGCUGAAGCUGCCAACGGUCCCACCACUCCAGCUGCCGAUAAAAUUCUGAUAGAGAAAAAUAUUUUAGUCAUACCAGAUUUGUAUAUCAACGCCGGCGGUGUCACAGUUUCCUUUUUCGAGUGGUUAAAGAACUUGAACCACGUGUCGUACGGUCGUUUAACGUUCAAGUACGAGAGAGAAUCUAAUUAUCACUUAUUACAGUCCGUACAAGAAUCGUUGGAACGCAGGUUGGGUUGCGAGGGCGGCCCGAUUCCCGUGACACCCUCCGAAGCGUUUCAAAAACGUAUUUCUGGUGCAUCUGAGAAGGACAUCGUCCAUUCCGGAUUGGACUAUACCAUGGAGAGAUCCGCAAGGGCUAUCAUGAAGACAGCCAUGCAGUUCAAUCUAGGUCUCGACCUGAGGACAGCGGCGUACGCCAACUCGAUCGAGAAAAUAUUUACCACUUAUUCCGAGGCGGGUCUCGCGUUUUAACUCUCAAGUACUUACGGACGCAAAAAUAAAUUCAUGAUUAGAACUGCGAAGAGUCAGUAUUUUGAAAACUGUCUUCACGAUUUCUCGAACCACCUCGUACUACCCAGGUGGUAGGUGUAUCAUGGUGACAGAAACCAAAUUUAGUAACUAAAAUUUAAGUAUUCCGUUUCAUAUCGCCACAUGACAGCAGCUGUUCUUUCGAACACGUUAUAAUACAUACAUAAUUUGCCCGACCAACACGAGUGACGCCUCCCCCGAAUCACACUCGUGUCGCCUUAGUAUAUUUGUAUGAUACAGAGCGGUCGGCGAUCAGCCAAGUAGCCAAGUAGCAGAUUUUGGACGAAUCGUUCGGAAUAGCGUACACGUGUUCCUUUGUCAACGUCGAUUUUGUAAAACUCCGGCCGAGAUUGGCCGACAUAAGGGUGCAUUUUUAUAUUCUCCAAGUCUGUGUGUAUCUUCGCAUCGAUAAAGGGGGCGUGUAAGUACGCGAUAUUCAGCACGCGCCGAAACGAAAACCAGCAAUGGGCGGAAACAAUCACUUGUAAAAUCCAAUGAUUUCCGUCAUCUCGCCAUGGAAGCCAUUUUAAAUCGACACUCGUUUCUAAUCGAAACGACACGUUAUGUAUCAUACAAUAAUAUUGUUAUACCUUUCAGAAGUAUGUGAAUAAAUAACAAAACGAAUAUGA